Nerophis lumbriciformis (worm pipefish) is the source of this 2607-nucleotide messenger RNA. It is a transcript of the gene atg4da, whose product is annotated as autophagy related 4D, cysteine peptidase a. NCBI's taxonomy places the organism in Eukaryota, Metazoa, Chordata, Actinopteri, Syngnathiformes, Syngnathidae. Gene Ontology annotation, molecular function: cysteine-type endopeptidase activity; protein-phosphatidylethanolamide deconjugating activity. Gene Ontology annotation, cellular component: cytoplasm. The record is from RefSeq and is a predicted model, not a curated record. Gene Ontology annotation, biological process: aggrephagy; autophagosome assembly; protein delipidation.
CCGGGGAAAAAAGUGGUUUCCUGAGGGUAGAGAAGUAGCCAUGUCUCGUCUUAUGUUCCAGGCGUUAUGUCUCAAGUCCACCGCGUUUUCAAUGUUUAACCUUCGAAACAUUGUUUUUGUGUCAGCGGCUUAGUUCGACAUUGGGGCGGGUUGGCUUGACCGCUGGCCGGUGCUACGCCGGGUGAGCUAAUGCUAAUGUCGGCUAGCUUUGACAAGCUAAUAAUAUCGAUAAAAACAACACCAACAUGUUCGCCAUCAUCAGCCUCGGGACUACUUUCUGAUCGGGUGUUCAUUGUUGCAAUGAGGAGCCCCAGAGUCCACCUCUGAGCGCUCCAGGCCAUGAACUCUGUUUCCCCAAGUGCAGUGCAGUACGUCGGUGGAGUGAUGCACAACGAGCUGGUGGACAGCCGGCGGCAGCAGUCCGUGGCACUGCAGGGCAGCUAUGGACCCAGACCGCCUCAGAGUCCAGACCCUGGCAUAGAAGCAACGGAGGAGCCGGAGGAAAUGGAUAAGCUUAAAGCCAAAAUUAUGUCAGCAUGGAACAAUGUCAAAUAUGGGUGGACUGUGAAAUCAAAAACCACCUUCAAUAAGAUUUCCCCAAUCACCCUCCUGGGACACUCCUACCUGCUCAACAGUGAAGAUCAAGUGGAUCAGUUUCGCAUGGACUUCGUGUCCAGGAUUUGGCUGACCUACAGACGGGAGUUCCCUCAGCUGGAGGGCUCCAGCUGGACCACGGACUGCGGUUGGGGCUGUAUGUUGCGGAGCGGCCAGAUGCUGCUGGCUCAGGGUCUCAUAGUCCAUUUGAUGCCCAGAGACUGGACCUGGCCAGAUGCUCAACAGCUCACUGACGUGGACUUUGAAGUGUUGCGAACGCGUUCACCGGCGAGGGUCGGCGGGGUCCCCAUCCCCUCUUUCGGCUCCCCGCGAGGGAACUGCACCCCUGAAAAGACCCUGCCCAGCGAUCCAACGCUCAGAUCCAGCCAGAGGAAGAGACCGGAGUCUAUAAGGGACCCACGAGCCGAGCACAUCCACCACAGGCUGCUCACCUGGUUCGGGGAUCAACCUCUAGCACCGUUUGGAGUCCACCAGUUGGUGGGAAUAGGCCGGAGUUCUGGAAAGAAAGCCGGUGACUGGUACGGCCCCUCCAUAGUGGCACAUAUACUGCGGAAAGCUCUGGCCAAAUCCACUGUUGUCCACAACCUGGCUGUGUACGUGGCUCAGGAUUGUACAGUGUACAAAGAGGACGUGGCGCACCUGUGUGACUCGUCACUCAGCCAGACUCCCCCAGAAGCCUGGAAGUCAGUCAUCAUCCUGGUGCCCGUUCGUCUGGGCGGGGAGGCCCUCAACCCAUCUUACAUUGAAUGUGUCAAGAACAUUCUAAAGCUGGAAUGUUGUAUUGGAAUCAUUGGAGGAAAACCAAAGCACUCACUCUAUUUUGUUGGCUUCCAAGACGAGCAGCUGCUGUAUUUAGACCCUCACUACUGCCAGGCCGUGGUGGAUGUCACUCAUGUCAACUUCCCACUGGAGUCGUUCCACUGUAGUUCUCCCAAGAAGAUGCCCUUCACCCGGAUGGACCCCAGCUGCACCAUCGGCUUUUACGCCAGGAACAAGAAAGACUUUGAGUCUUUGUGUUGUGCAGUUACUUUGGCCCUGUCGUCGUCCUCGGCGGAGAAGUACCCCAUCUUCACGUUUGUGGAAGGCCAGAGUCAGGACUAUGGACUGGAGGGUCAGGACUAUAGACUGGAGGGUCAUCAUGGCGAGCAAGCGCCUCACAUCCUGCCCCCGGGCAGAGCAGGUCAGGUCAAUAGCAGACGACGCAGCGAUGACUUUGUCUUCCUGUGAGUGGAGGAGGCCAUCAUCACCUGCAGGGAAGGGUAGUAGCACAUGACCUGGAAACACAAACUACUUGUCUUCUAUUUAUUUUCACCUCUCACACAUUAUGGGUUCUAUAAGCUAUCCAGGUAAGAAGUGGUCCGUUUGGUGAGAACGGUGGAUAAAGCUGUUGAGGACACCUACCACCUGUCCCAAAGUCCACUUGAAUGGACUCUCAUCCUCAAAAUGAACUGGUAAGGGACAGAAUAGACCUUUCUAGUUGAACGUGUGUGUCGGGCGUACAUCUCCAUUGUGUACGUGGUUCUUUGACUAUUUAUCAGCGGAAUGAAAGUGUGGGUGUGCACGUGGACUUUGCUGUGUUUCACUAAAGAUUGGAGAAAAAAAAUAUCUCUAAAUGUCUGAACUGCUGUAAAAAAAAAAUGUAGUUCAUAGUUUACUUUCUUUGGGACAACUCUGGAUAGUUAUGAUGCCGUGUUCUGUCCAAAUUAGUCAUGUGCGAUACAGCUGAUUUACUUCCCGAUUCGAUACCAAGUCAAAUACAGGGUCGUAUUGGCGAUACCGAUCCAAUGCUUGCUGCAAAUAUACCUAACGUCUCUGGUCAAAUUUAGAAAGCUGUGUAUUUUAAAAUAUUAACUUAUCUAUCUAUAAAAAAAAUUUUUUAAAAAAGAAGCUAAACAUUGGGAUGUAAUGAGAAAAAGCUGCAUUUUUGAAACUAAUAAUAAUAUACUUAAGUCACCUAUAACACAAAGAUUUGGCUUUUUAUAUACUGUGUGU